AAAACUGUAAACGGCAAAGUUGAGGGAACGCGUUUCGUACGCGGCCGACGAUCUUCACUCAGUGGUCUUUCGUCCAAAAGAUCUACCGAGAAGAAGCAGGAAGAGUAGUAGUAGUAGUAGUAGUAGCAGUAGUUUCCGGUUCCGGUAGUGCCCGAUGAUCGGUUCACAAUGAAACCGCAACGUAGGAACCACCUAAUAAUACUGACGGUGGUACAGCUGGUGCUGCUCGCGGGUGCAGCCCUAGGUCUCCCAGGGCAGUCGUCGUUCAGCUGCCACCAGCACGGCCAGGAAUGCAAGCUGUGGAACCUGUACUUGGACACCGCCGAGGAGGUGUCGGAGGCGAUCAUCGACACCGGGAACGGUGCGUUCGCCGAGGUCGAGAUAUCCUUCUCGUCGCUCCCGACCAUCCCACCGUCGCUGUUCGCGGACAACGAGAACGUGGUCUCGCUCAAGAUGGAGGAUUGUGACGUGGAGCUGCUCGAGAAGGGCACUUUCGAGGAUGCCGGCGAGCUCAAGUAUCUGCAGCUACCGAAGAACCACCUGACCACACUGAUCGAUGACGUGUUUGCGCCCGCCUCGAAGCUGCUACGUCUACACCUCGGCAGCAAUCGGAUCGUCACCGUCGAGGAGUUCGCUUUCCGCGGGCUGGACAACCUGGAAACGUUACGCCUAUCACGCAACAAGCUGGCCCAGUUUCCGGCGAAACUCUUCGCGGGCUUGGACCAACUGACGGAGCUCAAUCUCGAUCACAAUCACGCCGAAACGUUACCGGACCGGCUGUUUGAAGAGCUGACCCAGCUACGGGAACUCCACCUGGACCACAACUAUCUAACGACCCUGUCCCGGAAUACGUUCGCGGGGCUCAAGGGACUCCGCAAGUUGAUUCUGAAAGAGAACGAACUGUCGUCGAUCGAUCCGCUAGCGUUCAGUCCGCUCGUGACGCUAACGGAGCUCGAUUUGGAGGGUAACAACUUGAAGCUGCUGUCACCGAAUACCUUCGCGCCACUCGUACACCUCCGGGAGCUGGUGCUCACGGACAACUACAUCGAGCGGCUGGAUGACGCAAUCUUCGCCGGGAACGGCAAUCUGGAGAUUCUGAAGCUUAACAACAAUUCGAUCGAAGAGCUACAACCGGCCGUGCUGACCAGCCUGCGGAAUCUGGAGGACCUAGCGUUACAUCACAACGAAAUCCGUGCACUCGAUAAGCACCUCUUCAAGAGUGCCGCCAGCCUGAAGGUCCUGCAGCUGGAGGGUAACGUCAUCCAGAAGCUCUCACCGGGCACGUUCGAAGGCCUGCGACGCCUGGAGACGCUCGACUUGGAGGACAACAGUUUGUCGGCGAUCGAUGGGGGCCUCUUCGCGGGGCUGACGUCACUGGAGAAGCUGUACAUCAACGAGAACCAGAUCGAGGAGCUGAAGGCCGGCACCCUGAGGGGGGCCGAGCGGCUACAGAAACUGGAGCUCGAGCAGAACGUCAUCCGUAGCAUCGACGGGCGGUUCCUGGACGACACGACGCAGCUGAGAAGUCUGACGCUCGAGGAGAACCUUAUCGAGGAGAUACCGGCCGAACUGUUUGCAAACCAGCGGAGCCUCAAGGAACUGUCGCUGGAGAACAACAACAUCAAGGAGCUGCCGGAUGGGUUGUUUGCUUCCGUGUCGGGUUGCUUGGAGGAACUGUAUCUCGCCGACAACGAUCUCACCGUACUGACACCGGCCGUACUGGAUCUUCCCCGGCUCGAGUUACUCGAUCUGUCGGACAACAACUUCGAGGACAUCCCGGACAAUAUGUUCGCCAAGGUAAAGCAACUGCACGAGCUCUAUCUGGAUGGGAACAUGUUGGACGAUAUCCCGGAUGCGCUGCGGGCACUGUCGAAGCUGGUGACCCUCUCGAUGACGAGGAACCGGCUCCGUGCGAUCGACCCCCAAAGCUGGAGCAUGAUGGUACGGCUAAAGGAGCUCUACCUGUCGGAGAACUUGAUCGAAGAGCUGGCGCCCGAAAGCUUCGAACGACUCGAAGGGCUGAAGGAGCUAACGUUGGACGGGAACCAUCUGCAGACCCUGCCGGCGAACAUGUUUGCCCGUAACCACAACAUUGAGCUGUUGAACCUGUCCGGUAACCACCUGGUGGGCCCCCUGGCAAGCAGUUUCGCUGGUCUGUGGAAGCUAGAAGAGCUGUACCUGUCGGACAAUCCACUCGGGGUGGUGGAAUCGAACAGUUUCCGCGAUCUCCGCAAGUUGGAGAAGCUUUCGCUAGAGAACGCCAGCCUGACGGAUCUGGGCGGUAGUCCAUUCUACGGACUGUCGACACUGGAACGGUUGGAUCUGGACAACAACAAGGUACAGCGGCUAGAGGGAGCCUCACUUCGGGGGCUCGAAAUGCUCGAACGGCUCCACAUUCACCACAAUCCGGUGGGCAAGAUCGAAACCAACACGUUCAAGCAGCUCGGCAACUUGAAGCGCAUCUCGAUCGGUCCGGGAACGAUAGCGUUUGGUGAGGAGUUGCUACAAAACAACCAACGACUUCAGGAGCUGCAUCUGUACGAUUGUUUGGCUGGGCCGCUGCCGCCACGCUUCUUCCACUUUAUCCGCAAGCUCCACACACUGGCGAUCGUCAACAACAAGCAUCUGAAGGCGGUCAACAAACUAUGGUUUAAGGAUCUUUCCAACUUGCAAACCCUCGCGCUGAGCAACAACGCGUUGGCGCAAUUCGAGAAGGGUCUCUUCGAUCCGCUGGACGGUCUAGACGAGCUGUACCUGUCGGGCAAUCCGGUCGGUGAGCUGGAUCGUGACAUCUUCUCCAAGCUGCUCGGUCUGGAGGUGCUGGACCUCUCGAACAUGGCGCUCGCCACACUGCCAAUGGGAAUCUUCGACAAUCUGUACGACCUGGAAACGCUCGAUCUGGGCGAGAACCGGCUGGCCAGCGGGUUGAUCAGUGGCAUUUUCCACAACCUGUACUCGCUGAGAAUCCUGUCGCUGGACAACAACCACCUGCAAACGCUAGACCCGGUGCUGUUUGAUGAUCUGAAGAAUCUGCGCGAAAUCGACCUGAGUGGCAACGAGCUAGCCAGUCUCGAUGCUCAGCUCUUCCACGACUCGCUCGAUCUGGAGCUACUCGAUCUGUCGUCCAACAAGUUCACCACCUUCGAUCUGCAGCAAACGGCGUACGCCAAAACGCUGGUCGAGCUCGAUAUGGACGACAACCAGCUGGUGACGCUACGGAUUACGGAAGAUCUGGAGGAACUGUACGUGGAGAACAACGAGCUGGCCGCUAUCGAUUGCGAUAACUCACCGUCGUACAACCUGCGCAGUCUGUCCGUGGCCAAUAACAACUUCUCGGAGCUGGGAUCGUUGCUGCGGUUCAACAAUCUCGAAUCACUGGACGUGUCUUACAACGAGCAGCUGACCGUGCUCGAGUUGGGCCCGAUCUCCAGGGCAAUGUCGGUGCUGGAGGUACUCAACGUUUCGCACUGCGCCAUCGCCGGGCUGGAUGGGACGGAAAUUGAAGUGCACACGUUUAUGGAACUACUGGACGUGUCGUACAACAAGCUGGCCGAGCUGGACAUGAGCGUGUUCCAGAACUUCCCCGCGGUCGAAGGGUUCAUGUUCGGUGGCAACCCGUUCCAGCAGUUCCCGAUCGAGGAGGUGGUGCACAGUUUCAAGGAUCUCGAGCUGAUCGGACUCGACGGUACCGAGUGGGAGACGAGCUUCCUGGACGAGCUGGAGCGGUACAUUGCCGAUCGGGAUCUGAAGUUUUGGGAGGCCGACGAAGAGGACGCCCGCCCGUGUACGGUUGGGCGGCUGAACCCACUGUACUGCGGCCAGUGAAUGGGCCCGCUUCCUGAUGGUGUCCGUUUCAAAGAACUAAGCGAAAAAGCUAUUGGUUCAGCAAAAGAGUGAAUGUAACAUUUCGUAAGAGUGGAAAUAAAGAAUGUUAAAUGAU
Messenger RNA from Anopheles bellator, 3940 nucleotides. RefSeq names its product protein artichoke-like. Gene Ontology annotation, cellular component: extracellular matrix. NCBI's taxonomy places the organism in Eukaryota, Metazoa, Arthropoda, Insecta, Diptera, Culicidae. Gene Ontology annotation, molecular function: protein binding. The transcript is spliced from 2 exons. Bases 169 to 3825 code for a protein of 1218 amino acids. The record is from RefSeq and is a predicted model, not a curated record.